GCGCGAAGCCCGCGCGCUGCGCGGCCCCGGCGGAAAGUUUUCCCUGACGGAGUUUUGGCGGCGGCGGCCGGAGCGGCCAUGGACGCGCUCAAGUCCGCGGGGCGGGCGCUGAUCCGGAGCCCCAGCCUCGCCAAGCAGAGCUGGGGGGGCGGCGGCCGGCAUCGGAAGCUGCCAGAGAACUGGACGGACACUCGGGAGACGCUGCUUGAGGGGAUGCUCUUCAGCCUCAAGUACCUGGGCAUGACGCUGGUGGAGCAGCCCAAGGGCGAGGAGCUGUCGGCUGCUGCCGUCAAGAGGAUUGUGGCCACGGCAAAGGCCAGCGGGAAGAAGCUGCAGAAAGUGACUCUCAAGGUGUCACCACGGGGGAUUAUCCUGACCGACAACAUCACCAACCAGCUCAUUGAGAACGUGUCCAUUUACAGGAUCUCCUACUGCACAGCAGACAAGAUGCACGACAAAGUGUUUGCGUACAUCGCACAGAGCCAGCACAACGAGAAUCUCGAGUGCCAUGCCUUCCUCUGCACCAAGCGGAAAAUGGCCCAGGCUGUCACCCUCACAGUAGCCCAGGCCUUCAAAGUUGCCUUUGAGUUUUGGCAGGUGUCCAAGGAAGAGAAGGAGAAGAGGGAGAAAGCCAGCCAAGAAGGAGGGGACAUCCUGGGUGGGGGCCUCCGUGACAACACCCCAUCGUUGAAGAGCUUGGUCGCCACUGGGAACCUGCUGGACUUGGAAGAGACGGCCAAGGCCCCGCUGUCCACAGUCAGCGCUAAUACCACUAACAUGGAUGAGGCACCGAGGCCUCAAGCCUUGAACAAUAGCAGCGUUGUCUGGGAGCUGGAUGACGGCCUGGAUGAAGCAUUUUCGAGGCUUGCCCAGUCUCGGACGAACCCUCAGGUCCUGGACACUGGAUUGACAGCACAGGACAUCCAUUACGCCCAGUGCCUCUCACCUGUCGACUGGGACAAGCCUGACAGCAGCGGCGCCGAGCAGGAUGACCUCUUCAGCUUCUGAGGUCCCCGGGGCUGGCGGGACACGUGACAGACCAAAGCCUCUUGUGGCCGGCGGGGGGGGGGGGGGGGCAGCUCCAGGGCCCCCCAACCACCCUAUUCCGGUUGGCAGCACCGUUGGCCUGCAAAUCAAAGCCGCGUCCGGUCAAGCAGAGGGAAAGGAGAAGUUGGUUUUUGGUUUUUUUUUUUUUUGCCACACUCUUAUCCUAAGAACUGAAGGAUGCCUUGAAUAUUUAUUCAGCGACUCCUGGUUCACGUCGGAAGCCAGUUUUGCAUCAGGCACAAGUGCAGUGUUUUAACCAGCUUUCUGCCCUGUCCUGAGAAAGCUCUGCUCUGCUGUGGGUAUCAGGACGGUGACCAAAGCAUUUCUUGUCCCUUCUCUUUUUCUAAGGACCCAAAUUUCCCUGGAGGCGUCCCCACACCUUACAGAAAGCUGUCAUUUUUGAGCACAGGAGGGCCCUGUGGCUUCAGGGGAGCCCCGAGUCUUGUGCCGGGGCCCCAGCAGGUGUGGGCCUGAGCCCCUGGCCCUCCCCGGGCCCUGAGAGACAGAGGGGCAGCCCCUGACCAAAGACAACGCGUAGCUGGCACUUUAAAGCACACACGGCAGGUGUGGCCCCCGGGGGCUCCUCGAUGGUGCUGUUGGCAUAGAGCUUUCUGUCUGGCUGCCCGUAGGUUCCCAGGGUCUGACUGCAACAGUGGAAAUCAUCUCUGUGUGACUGCCCUGUUGGCGUCCCCCGCCCCGCCCCUCCCCCCGUCGAUGAGCGUGUGCCCACUCUCCUGUUUCGUCUGUGCGGGUGUCUCUGAGCCUCAAGUCCCCAUGCUCCCUGGGACAAUGCGUGGAGCCCAACACCUAAACUUGGUCAGGACUAUCUGGUCGCCGUUUUACAGGCAAGGAAAUGGGCCCCAAACGUGGAAGGGGUGGAGCGCACACUAGAACCAGAUCCCAUGCCAAAGUUGCCUUCUCACCCUCCCUUCUCCCAGCUUGCACCUCCUUUCUGGUUUUGUUGCCCUCCCAGGAACCAAAAAGCCCAGCUAUUUUCUGACCAAAAUGUGUUUCAUAACAAACCAUCUGGUGCCUUUCCACACAGAACUGGCUUGAGCCUCUGUGCCCUGCUAGCUGUCUGGCUGCCGACUUCCGUGCAAAUGGAAGUACUGAUGCUAAUUUGGAGGGUGAAACAAAACCAAACUCUGGAAGCGUCACCCUCUUCCUGACUCUCACCCCUGGGUCGGGACAUGUCAGCAGCAGUCUGUCCUCAGUCUCCCUUCCUCCCCCCCCCCCCCCCCCCACGUCACCCCUCAGGGCGCCCAUCAGAGCUGCCAGAGUCUUCUCCACCCAGAGGUGCCUCCCAGGCCUGGCUUUGCUAAGCUCAAGUCACUGAUCACAGUUCGAGCAGGUUUCACCAGCCCAGGAGACACACACACCAUUUCUCAGAAUCUGCUUGUCCAAGCACUUGAAUCAGCACAAAGACAGAAGGGCCUGGGCAAGGAGUGGGGUGGCACUUGUAGAGUCUAUAAGAAUAUGGGGUCAUUUCUUUCCCUGCCCAGCUCUUGCACCUUGCUGCCCACCCCAGACCUCCUUGGUAUUGGCCCCUGGAUUUGUUACGCGGCAGCACGUGUUGGGCCUGACAAGCUGUCCCUGGCAGGAGGAUCUGGGAGCCCCAAGAGAGGCCAUGCUUGAGAGAGAGAGAGAGAGAGAGAGUGUGUGUGUGUGUGUGUGUGUGUGUGUGUGUGUGUGAGAGAGAGAGAGAGAGAGAGAGACUUGAGCUUCACAGUGGUCUUUGGCUGAUAAGCCUUUGGGUAUGCUCCAGUGUGUCUGCAGAUAAGUCUUAUGCUUUACUUUGUGUUGCUGUUAAAGUUGUUCUAAUGAGGAAAAGAAUAAGUAAUAAAGGUUCUCUUUUUGAAAUACAAA
This is a messenger RNA of Herpailurus yagouaroundi (jaguarundi), 2913 nucleotides long. RefSeq names its product low density lipoprotein receptor adaptor protein 1 (gene LDLRAP1). Gene Ontology annotation, cellular component: early endosome. NCBI's taxonomy places the organism in Eukaryota, Metazoa, Chordata, Mammalia, Carnivora, Felidae. The record is from RefSeq and is a predicted model, not a curated record.